This is a messenger RNA of Hydatigera taeniaeformis, 3819 nucleotides long. NCBI's taxonomy places the organism in Eukaryota, Metazoa, Platyhelminthes, Cestoda, Cyclophyllidea, Taeniidae. The record is from the annotation of a GenBank genome assembly.
AAGAGGCUUAUUUCGACCUGUUUAAACCCAUGUUUGUGUUUAGGCGUGGACGCCAGCUGGUGGGUUCUGCGCCCAGACUACCGCCUUCCCUCAGAGGAGGAGAUUCGCUAUCUAGUGCAGCCUGAGGACUUCUGCGCCUUCUUCAGCAUGCAGGCGGCAGAGCUGCGACUUAAAGACGCUGGAUACGGUGAGAAGUCUCUGUUUGUCCUCGAUGAAAAUCCUGAGGAGGAGGAGGAGAAGGAAGGUCAGCCCAAAAUGGAGGAUGAGGUGCGGGCGGCGCCGUGGAACACGACGAGGGCUUACCUGGCUGCGCAGCGUGGUGGCUGCUUCCUGGAGCUCCACGGACCCGCAGAUCCUACGGGGUGUGGGGAGGCGUUCUCGUACUCUAAGACCUCAGCUAAACCUGGCGCUCUCUUCCGCCAAGCUGGUGGGGAGGUAGCACGGGGACUUCUAAAGGAUAAGAAGACCGUUACCGGGACUGACGCAGAUUUGCGGAAACUCCACCUUCGGGAAGCCAGAGCGCUUCUUCGUUCCUUUGGUAUUAGCGAGGCUGACCUGAAAACCUUCAAACGUUGGGAGAUAAUCGACAUGGUACGAUUUACCUCAACGGAGCGUGCGAAGCAAGGAGAGGAGGAGAGCACAGCCAAAUUUGCCCGUGGUAAUCGUCUUUCCAUGGCAGAACAGAUAAGAUGCUACCGAGAGGAGUGCCAGCGCAUUUUCGAUCUGCAGAACCGUGUUCUCUCAAAUCCUGAGCUACUCUCUUCGGAUGAGGAAGAAGAGGAGCCCAGUUCAGAGGAGGACGAGGAUGAGAGUAAGGUUGGCGCUUCUGGUAGUGGAGGAGGCAGUGUCGGUGGUAGCGCCUCCUCCAAUGCCAUCGGCGGGGUUCGACUCUCUAGCCUUCCCUCCUCAAACCAACAGUCCGUGCGCAACGUCCAUUCUCUUCUCACAAAUCGUAUCACUUCGGAGGAGCUACGGGAACGUCAAGAGGAGGCUGAACGCGAGAAUCUUAAGCGGAGUAUGGAACUUGGGAAAUCGCUAUUUUCAAGUAAAAAUAAACGGAAACAGAACCCACAAGGAACGGCGUCGAAUACGAGCGACGCUGCCAAUGUACAGCAACUAUCGGGAGUAAUGGGGGUGGAAGUUGAAACGGCAAAGCUAGUGGUGUACGAAGCCAGCGCGGCGUCAGCAGGCACCAUUCUUGACCUACCUGCUCCCUUCCCCAACGCCCAGAAGAAGAUGAUCCGAAUUACUCGCACCUACUGUAAGGGUACUGAUCGAGAAUACUCCCGUACCGAAGUGGUGCCUUGGUCCCCUGUAGUUGAAAUCUAUCUCAAGAUCAAACAGACCCGCGAUAUUGAACAAAUUCACACAUUUGUGGGCUCAGACGAGCAGUUCAAAGAGCAAAGGCGCAAAGAGAAACGGCGAAUUCAGGACCAGCUGCGUCGAGUACGCAAGCAGCAGGAAUUGCUACGUGCUCGGGGUAUGGCUGACGGAGGCGCACCUCUUCGGGACGCCAGCGGUCGUCUUCUGCCUAUCAACCGUUUGCCUGGUUCUGGUACUGUUCCCUCCUCUCGCCGCCGGCACAAACCCUCCAGCAACAUCCUCAAAAUGCGUUGUGGGGCUUGUGGUCAAACUGGUCACAUGCGCACUAACAAGGAAUGUCCAAUGUACGGGCGAAAUGAUGCUGUGGCACCUCCCCUGCAGGGCGGAGGACGCAGUGGCUCGCGCCGCGUCCUACCCCCAGGUGUUGAGCCGGAGACUGUCGCGGCUGCGCAGGAGUUAACUUCGAAACCAGUCGCCGAGCUCCUCGCUGCUACUGGUGGUGGUGUGGGCAUUGGGAGCGGUGGUGGGGGUGGUGAUGGUAGCGGAGGUGCAGGCUACGAUGCAGGCGACACCGAUUCUGCUGCCUAUGGCGAUGCACCGCACAGCAUCGGGGCUUCUCGACUCUCUGACGACUCUGAUGACGCCUUCGAUCACCGUGGUGAUCAGGAAUGCUAUGAAGGUCAUGACGACGAUUCUCGUAUGCAGUUUGAUAGCAGUCGUGGGAGGACGACUGGAAACCUUGGACGAUAUCCAGAUCCCCAUCUGCCCCCGAGGCGUCACGACUUGAAGAUGACGAUAAGCAAGCAGCUUCUAGACCGGUUGGAUGCGGCCAGCGAGGUGGUGCGCUAUGUUGAGGCGGCUACCCAGCGCAGUCGUAUUUCCAUCUCUGGAAGCGGUGGUAGGGGAGGCGCUGGUGGUUGUAGUCGCAGACGCAGUACUCUUGCAAGUGCGGCUGAUGAUGACUAUCCUACUUCAACCAUUAAACAUCGUGGCAACCGGCGGCGCAUCGAUCCCAGGGUCGCCAUAAACCACAUCUUCGAAGGCAUCUACAAAGGUCUUUCACAGAUUCCUGGCUGCAAGAUUUUUAUGUAUCCAGUGAAGGAGAAGGAUUUUCCGAAUUACUACAAGCACAUUAAGCAACCUAUGGAUCUUUCUCAAAUUCGCAUGAAGAUUAACCAGAACUCUUAUUCUACUCGAGAAGAGUUUCUAUCAGACAUUCGUUUGAUUCAUGAUAAUUCUCUGAAGUUUAAUGGCCGUUUUUCAGCAUUUACGGAAACCGCGAUGAAGAUGUGCUCUUAUGUGGUAGAGGAAUUCUGCCAGAAGGAAAUGAAGCUAAUGCGAUUGGAGCCGCUGGUGAACCCACUGUUGGACGAAAACGACCUCGUUCGACUGGGAUUUUUGUUGCAGAAGGCCGUGGAUGCUAUGCGUGGUGUUGAAAACAGCCGUGCCUUUCACUUUCCCGUUGAGAAGCGUCGCUAUCCUGACUACUACAAAGCGAUUGCGCAACCGAUGGACUUAUCGACGUUGGAGAAAUUAAUAAAGGAUAAUCGUUACCACAGUCGUGAGGAGUUCUUCAACGAUGCAGAUCUCAUUCUCUCCAAUUGUCGUCAGUACAACGGCGACGAGAGUGUACUCACAGGAAUUGCGCGAAAGAUGCUUGAUGUUGCUCGUUGUACUCUCGACGAGAUGGCGGAGACCAUAGAAACCAUUGAGGAGAAUAUCCGACAACGAUUGGAUGACAUCUCAACUGCGGACUCUCAGUCUCUUCACGGAGGAACAGCCUCCAUUGAUUUGACUGGGCCCUCGACUUCAAAGUCUAUUAAACGAUCCCUCAGACAAUCUGGCGAUCCUGAGACUUCUUCCAAAGUUCCCUUAUGUUCGGUGCCUGAAGAGGACACUGACUCUGCUAAUGGAGCCAAGAAGCGAAAGAUGGUCGACGAUGGGGAAAAUUCUUCCAGGGGUAGUCUCCGAUCAUUUUCUGCCCAUGAGGACGAUGAAGACGGGGAGUUUCAGUAUGAAACCGAGGGUGAAAGUCGGUUUCUUCCCACUUUACAAAAUGCCGAUUUGGAGAAUGACGAUAUGCAAAGGCCGUCCGCCACUCCAGCAGUGUCCGCUGUAUAUGUCGAUGAGGAUGGUAGAGUCUUGACAGACGAACGCAGCACCAUGGUGCCUGCGCAGGACACGCUGGUAGCUCAAGACUUGCAACUGACAAGCUCUGAGUCCAGUGGAGACCUUUCCGAACGCGAAGGUGGAGAGUUAAUGCAUGGCUCCGCAAUCAUUGCUGCGUCUGUAGCGCCUUCACGACCGUCCUCGCGAUACUCGCCUGACUUGGCUUCCGACCAACCAAAUGCUGACUUCUACUCACGAUCUGAAGGCACCCUUGCUGGAGGCGUCAACGAUGGCAGUGAUGACAACGCUGAUGACAGGCCAGUUAAGCGUCAACGUGUUGAAUUUUUCAUUGGAAGUGAGGAAGAAGAUUGGGAUUCUGGAGAGUAG